Messenger RNA from Psammomys obesus (fat sand rat), 1857 nucleotides. RefSeq names its product zinc finger protein 711-like. NCBI's taxonomy places the organism in Eukaryota, Metazoa, Chordata, Mammalia, Rodentia, Muridae. Gene Ontology annotation, molecular function: metal ion binding; DNA-binding transcription factor activity, RNA polymerase II-specific; RNA polymerase II transcription regulatory region sequence-specific DNA binding. The record is from RefSeq and is a predicted model, not a curated record. Gene Ontology annotation, cellular component: nucleus. Gene Ontology annotation, biological process: regulation of transcription by RNA polymerase II.
UUUCCUUUAUAUUUCAGUGGAUGAUGUGGGAGAGAAGUUGGAGCAUAUGGGAAACACACCAUUAAAAAUUGGUAGUGAUGGUUCACAAGAAGAUGUUAAAGAAGAUGGAUUUGGUUCAGAAGUGAUAAAAGUAUAUAUAUUUAAAGCAGAGGCUGAAGAUGAUGUUGAAAUAGGUGGGACAGAAAUUGUCACAGAGAGUGAAUACACCAGUGGACAUUCUGUAGCUGGAGUGCUUGACCAGAACCGAAUGCAGCGAGAGAAAAUGGUUUACAUGGCAGUUAAAGAUUCUUCCCAAGAAGAGGAUGAUAUCAGUAAUGCUGAAAUACCAAAUGAACUGUACAUGGAAGUCACUGUAGGGGAAGAGGAAAGAACUCUCCUCGAGAUUCAGCUUGAGAACUCUGAUGUUAAUAAAACAGUUUCCCCUGUUGUCUAUCCUGCAUCAUAUGAUGAAAGAAGAGUUUCGCGAAGAUAUGAAGACUGUCAAGCACCAGGAAACACUUUUGACUCGGCAUUAGAAAACAGAAACACUUCAGCAGCACAGUACCUUCAAAUUUGUGACAGCAUUAACUCAAAUAAAGUGCUUAAACAAAAGAUCAAGAAGAGGAGAAGAGGAGAAACAAGGCAGUGGCAAACAGCUGUUAUAAUAGGUCCUGAUGGACAGCCCUUGACAGUAUACCCUUGUCAUAUUUGCACAAAAAAGUUUAAAUCCAGGGGAUUCUUAAAAAGACAUAUGAAGAAUCAUCCUGAUCAUUUGAUGAGAAAGAAGUAUCAGUGUACAGAUUGUGACUGUACAACUAACAAGAAAGUGAGUUUCCAUAACCACUUAGAAAGCCAUAAGCUCAUAAACAAAGUUGAUAAGGCCCAUGAAUUUACAGAAUACACCCGAAGAUACAGAGAAGCUAGUCCACUGAAUUCAAAUAAACUUAUUUUAAGAGACAAGGAGCAGAAGACACACAAGUGCAAGUACUGUGAUUAUGAAACUGCUGAACAAGGACUGUUAAAUAGACAUUUGCUGGCCGUUCAUAGCAAGAAUUUUCCUCAUGUUUGUGUUGAGUGUGGAAAAGGUUUUCGUCAUCCUUCUGAACUCAAGAAACAUAUGAGAACACAUACUGGUGAGAAGCCAUAUCAGUGUCAGUAUUGUGUCUUCAGGUGUGCAGAUCAAUCAAAUCUGAAAACUCACAUUAAGUCUAAGCAUGGUAACAACUUGGCAUAUAAAUGUGAGCAUUGUCCACAAGCAUUUGGUGAUGAGAGAGAGCUUCAACGCCAUCUGGAUUUGUUUCAAGGACAUAAAACACACCAAUGUCCUCAUUGUGAUCAUAAGAGCACCAACUCAAGUGACCUUAAGCGGCACAUCAUAUCUGUCCAUACCAAGGACUUUCCUCACAAAUGUGAAGUCUGUGAUAAAGGUUUCCAUCGUCCUUCUGAGCUUAAAAAACACAGUGAUAUUCAUAAGGGUAGGAAGAUUCAUCAGUGUAGGCACUGUGACUUUAAAACAUCAGAUCCAUUUAUUCUUAGUGGUCAUAUCCUUUCAGUUCAUACUAAGGAUCAGUCACUGAAGUGUAAAAGGUGCAAGAGAGGGUUCAGACAACAGAAUGAACUCAAAAAGCACAUGAAGACGCAUACUGGAAGGAAGAUUUACCAAUGUGAAUAUUGUGAUUAUAGCACCACAGAUUCAUCUGGCUUUAAACGGCAUGUGAUUUAAAUACAUACAAAAGACUAUCCACACAGAUGUGAGUUCUGCAAGAAGGGAUUCAGAAGACCAUCAGAAAAAAAUCAGCAUAUAAUGAGGCACCACAAGGAGACUCUUAUAUAGUAAGACCAAUAUAAUAAAAGUUAUUUACAAAAUAAGCUACAGUA